Messenger RNA from Nannospalax galili (Upper Galilee mountains blind mole rat), 2780 nucleotides. It is a transcript of the gene Tspan16, whose product is annotated as tetraspanin 16. The record is from RefSeq and is a predicted model, not a curated record. Gene Ontology annotation, cellular component: membrane. Lineage: Eukaryota; Metazoa; Chordata; Mammalia; Rodentia; Spalacidae.
AUGGCUGAAACACACACACCGUAUUCUUUCCUGAAGAAACUGUUAUCAUUCUUCAAUGGCUUUGUGGCUGUAUCUGGUAUGGUCCUCAUUGGCCUGGGCCUCUGGGUCAAGUACGGAGAGGCCACACUAACAAGGGUCCUUGGGUGUCUGUCCUCUGCCCAUUUCCUUCACUUUGGUUACGUGAGCCUAGGAAUGGGUGGCCUCACCAUAGUGCUCAGCCUUGCCGGGUGGUAUGGAGCGACUAAGGAAAACAGGCACACUCGUGGCUGUAAAUGGGGCUCCCAGCCAGUUGCUCCCUCAAGAACCCCGUGUUUCUUGUUCCUGGUCCUCAUCCUGAUCGCGGAAGUCACGGCAGCCUCCGUGGUCCUUGCCUUCUUCUCAAUAGUUCAAGACGUGGCCCUGGAGCACACUCUUCUCAUCUUGAGGAGGGAUUACAGAGGCUACAAAGAGCCAGACGACUUCUCUGCGCAAUGGAAUGAAAUCAUGGAGAAGGUGAUGCCUGCUUUUCAUGCAAUAUUGGGCUGCUUUGACAAACUCCUGCAAAUAACCAAGGCCCAGACCUUCACACUGAGUAGAGUCUCCCUGGGGGCAGCAGCGAUGCAGUUGCCAGGAAUUCUUACCACCUUGUUGCUGUUCAUCAAGUUGGGCUGACACGGGCUGGAAGAGGACAGGCUAUGGAGUCCCCCGGCUACUGAGAUCAGGCCCUCUUUUAUUUCUCAGGGGCACUCACUGCUCUUGGAGGGCAAAUUGAUAAUAAAAUAUCAAAGAACCCCUGUCAGCCCUCAUGUCCUUCUCUGUAGUCUUUGAGCGCUGGCAGACAAUGAUUUGUUUGAAAUAACUAAAUGUGAUGGUGUGUGAGUCUAGAUCUUGUUAUAAUCAAAUGCCUGAGACUGGGUAUUUACAAAGAGAAGAUUGGGCUGUUACAGGGUAGGCAUGGACUUAAAUAAGAGAUAGCCCCAUCUUGCUGGCUGUAUCUCCUGGUGCUUCAGAAUACCCUUCUGUAGUUAAACAUCCUUUAAGCUGUAGGUAGGUCACCAGAGAAGCCUCCCACACAUGUGCACUGACAUAGGUUUGCAUGCUCAAAAGGCCUGACAUCAUUAUAAUAUCACUUGAAUUGUGUAGUUUGGUGUUUGGGAUUGUUGGGUUGUUUGUUCUUUGUUCCUGGAUGAGCUGGAACUCCUAGAGAUCUGCCUGCCUCUGCCUCCCUGUCCUGGGAUUAAAGGCCUGCUAGAAGGCCUGAACUGGUUUUGACAUCUCUUCCUCUUUUGUGGGGAUCAUGGGAGGAAAUAUGCUCAAAGGGAGAUCUGUUCCAACAUGAUUUGGGAGGGAAAGGGGUCACCUUACCCCACAAGUAUACCAACUACCUCAUAAAUAUUCAUAAAAAUUUAAAAAUUACAUUUAUUUAUUGGUGGUUGGAGGGGAGGGAGCCAUGGCACACACGUGUGGAGUUCAGCAGACAACUUGUGGAAGUGGUUCUCUCCUUCCACUAUGUGGGUUCCUGGGAUCAAACUCAGGUCAUCAGGCUUGGCAGCAAGUGCCUUUAAUCACUGAGCCAUCUUCCUGGCCUCUGGGAAGAUAGAUUUUAUACUAGGAUGUGAGAGAGCCAUGCCUUCAGAGUCUUACACUUUAAAGUGGAACUUAAAAUUUUUUUGUUUGCAUUUAUUUUAUAGUGGGAGUGAACACAUACAUAUGGGCAAGUCAGAAAACAAGUUGCAGGGGUCAGUUCUCCAUUUCAAUGUGUGGGUCUCAGAUAAAACAGCUUGUCAGGCUUGGUGGUAAGCUCCCUUAUUUGCUGAGCCAUCUUGCUGACUCAACAAAGUGGGAAUUUCUAGACCCAAGGUAGUAGCCAGAGGGCCUGGCUAGAGGUAGCUCCAGGCCUGAUGAGGGUGGUUUCCAUCACAAAUAACCACAGGCUUUGUGGUGAAUUUAAACAAAACAGUAAUGCUGAGAGUGGUGGCACAUGCCUUUAGUCCCAGCAGUUGGAAGGCAGAGGCAAGCAGAUCUCCAUAAGAUGGAAGCCAGCAAGUUCCAGGCCAGCUGGGACUACAGGGAAACCCUGUCUCAAAAAAACUAACCCUGCCCUGAAAAAUCUAUGUAUAACAGCUGUAGUAGUUUGAAUGAGAAUGUCCUCCAUAGGCCCCAAGUAUUUGAGCAUUUCUGUCCCCAUUUGGUGCUGCUGUUUUGGGAUGUCUUAGAAGAUGUGGCCAUGAAGGAGGAAACAGGUCACCGGGGGCUUACUUAAGCCUUGCCAGAUCUCCAGUCACACUCUGCUUCCUGUGCCUGCUUGAAGAUGUGAGAGCUUCACUUCUGCUCCUGCUCCAGCUACCUCUGCUGCCAUGCUUCGGUACCAUGUGGAGUCUUGUCCCUUUGGAAUGGUAAGCUAAAUAAACUCUUCCUUUUGUAAGUUCCCUAGGUCAUGGUGUUUCUGUCACAGCAACAGAAAAGUAAUGCAACCACUUUAUUUAUCAUGUUAAAAAAAGUGCAAAAUUUUCUGAAUUGGAUACCAAGGAAUUGCUUACACAGAGGAGGUGCAUUGAGGAUUCACAAGAUGGGCUGGAGAUGGAAGAGUUCAUUCAGGAAAGUUUCAGAAUUGAAGAAGGUAGACCAGUAGCAGACUUAGCACUUAGAAACAGAGAGCAGGGGGCUGUAGCUUAGUGGGUAGAGCACUUGCCUAGCAUAUAGGAAGCUCUGGGCUUCAUCCCUAGCACUGCAUAGAACACCUGUACUCCCAGAGCUUGGGAAAUGGAAGCAAGAGGACCAAGAGUUCAAGGUAGGCACAU